AAUUUGAUGUUUUUUUUGUUUGUUUUUUGUAGUUGUAUAUAGCAUAAAGUAUGGAUGUUCAAUAUACUUCUUCUGCAGAAACAUUAGAUGGUGCCAAUGGUGAUGAUGACGAUGAAAUUUUGUUUAAAGACAAUUCAGAUCAAGAAAUAAAAGCUUUUAAGUACAGAUGGUUCAUCUUAGCUUUGUAUAGUUUGACAGCAUUUUCAAAUACAUUGGUCUGGUUAAGUUUGUUCACAGUGACAGAUGCCACAUGUGCAUUUUAUGACAUAGACACUUACAUGUUACUUUGGUCAUCAAACGCUUUCACAUUUAUGCAGGUGAUCAUUGCAAUACCAGCCUCGUUUUUACCAUCGAAAUUAGGCUUGCGACCUACAAUGGUUUUAGCUGCUGCAAUAAAUGCAAUAGGUGCUUGUAUAAUGAUUGCUGGGACACACAGAAAUGGCUUUCUGUUUUUCAUUUGUGGCCAAACCAUUGUAGCUAUUGCUGCUAGUAUUUUACCUCAACUAGCACCAGAAGUCUCAGCAGUUUGGUUUCCUAAAAGUGAGCAUGCUAUCAGUACAAGUAUUGGAAUCAUCCUCGGAAAUGCAGGUGCUGCUGUUGGCUUCUUACAACCAGCUUUGUUAAUUAAAAACAUUGAUGUCAAAAGCAAUGUUGAUUAUGUAGGUGAGAAACUAAGACAACUUAUAUACUCCCAAGCUGCCUUGUGUGUUUUGCUGAUGUUUGCGAUAUUAGUUUUUUUCAAGGGAAGACCCAAGCAACCUCCUUCAAUGUCGCAAGCUAUCCGGCAUGGACCGGGUGGUAUGUCAUUUGCAGACUUCAAAAGCAAUUACAAAAAAUUGCUGAAAAAUGUCAAUUAUCACUUGUGUGGCAACUCAUUUGCACUAAACAGUGUUCUUUUAGUAAUCGUGCCUGUCAUAUUGAAUCAAAUAAUGUCCUCCACUUUUCCUAAUCAUGAUGCGACAGUUGGAUGGAUGGGCUUUGCAGGAAUUGUUGUUGGAAUUAUUGGGAGUGUACUCUUUGGUUUCGUCUUGGAUAGAACGCAAGCAUACAAAAAAUUGGCACUGAGUUUGUCUGGUGUAAGUUUAAUAUUUUGGAUUGGUUUCUCUGAAUCUCUUGCUGAAUGGAACAAUCUCCCUCUGACAUUUACGCUUUUUGUGGUUUGUUUAUUUGCUUUUAUUCCCUUUGGGCCAAUCUUGGUCGAUAUGAUGUCUGAAAUGACCUAUCCUGUUCCUGAAAGUAUGUCUUUUGUGGGACCAAUAACUGUAGGCCGAUUCUACAGUAUACCCACUGUGUUUCUUCUUGGUUGGCUUGUUGAAGAAAAGAAGUUUCAUACCUCCUGUUACGUGAUUGCUGCUUUUAUUGCGUUGUGUUUUGUUUUGGUUUUUCUAGCUAAGGUUAAACUAAAAAGAAAUGUGGCAGAAGAACCAGUACUGGAAAUGCCAUAUUGAUUGUAAACGGUUCAGAGUAUUUAAAAGGUGUAAAUAAUAAUAUGAACCUGGAAUUUUUUUUUUUUUUUUUUU
Molecule: messenger RNA, 1520 nt
Organism: Hydractinia symbiolongicarpus
Lineage: Eukaryota; Metazoa; Cnidaria; Hydrozoa; Anthoathecata; Hydractiniidae
Exons: 1
Coding region: 51-1448 (465 amino acids)
Biological process (GO): transmembrane transport
Cellular component (GO): membrane
Molecular function (GO): transmembrane transporter activity
Source: RefSeq, a predicted model, not a curated record